Camellia sinensis is the source of this 570-nucleotide messenger RNA. The record is from RefSeq and is a predicted model, not a curated record. NCBI's taxonomy places the organism in Eukaryota, Viridiplantae, Streptophyta, Magnoliopsida, Ericales, Theaceae.
AUGAAUGAAGGGAGGUCCAAGAGGACUCAUAAUGACACCGGGAGCAGCACACCAAAAAGGCUGAAAUCCGGUGAUAACCUAGCUCCUAGACGGACUAAAGAGGAUUUAAGGGAUUACCUUCAGAGGAAGCGACAAGAUGCCAAGGCAUUGCCAAAAAGUAUGGAAGAGCUUAUGGUCAGAAUUGAGAAAUGUGCGAGAGCAGAGAAAGACACGCUAGGGACAAAGGCGUCAAAGCAAGAGAAGAGGAACGGCUCGCCGAAGCGAGGCCGAGCCAAUACAAGUUUCAAUAGACAAGAAACAGAAUUAAGGGCUGUACAGACAGUCACCACAGUGUUCCGGAUCCCAAUUUACAAAGUCCUGGAAAGGAUCAGGAAUCAGCCUUACUAUAGAGCUUUAGAAAAGAUCCCUGACGAAUUUUUGGGAAGAAGCCUGGGGAAGCACUGUGCCUACCACAAUGAGGAUGGGCACCUGACUCAGGGAUACAGAGCUCUAAAGACACAUCUGGAAGACCUAGUAAGACAGGGUUACUUAAUGGACCUGGUAGAUGAGGCCAGAACAAGGGAAGAGUAA